This is a messenger RNA of Syzygium oleosum, 1183 nucleotides long. RefSeq names its product TLC domain-containing protein At5g14285. The transcript has 2 exons. Bases 107 to 877 code for a protein of 256 amino acids. Lineage: Eukaryota; Viridiplantae; Streptophyta; Magnoliopsida; Myrtales; Myrtaceae. Gene Ontology annotation, cellular component: membrane. The record is from RefSeq and is a predicted model, not a curated record.
UAUUCUUCCGUUCCAUCGAACGAUCCCCCCCACCCUCCUCCUCAGUCAGUCAAUUCGUCGAUCACCUGUCGAUCGACGGCCAGGAAGGAACCGAAUUCGCUCCGCCAUGGACGCCGCCGCCGCAGCCGACGACGGCCUCCUCGGCUCCCUCCCUCCCCCGCUCCCCAUGUUCCUCGCCAUGUUCCUCGCCGUCUACCUCGCAGGGCACGCCGCCGUGUUCCGCGGGUGGAGCCGCGAGGCCCGGCCCGAGGCCUCCAGCUGCCUGAUCUCCCUCGCCCACGGCACCCCCGCCGUCGCCCUCGCCUCCCUCGCCCUCCUCUCCGACCCGUCCCGCGGCUUCUCGUCCCGCAACACCGGGGCCCAGGACGCCGUCCUCGAGUACAGCAUCGCCUACUUCUUGGCCGAUCUCUUGCAUUACGUCGUGUUCUACCCCGGGGAUCUUCUCUUCAUCGGCCACCACUUGGCCACUCUCUUCGUCUUCCUCACCUGCAGGUACUUGGUCCGCCACGGGGCUUUCGCGAUCUUGGUCCUCUUGAUCCUUGCGGAGGUCACGAGCGCUUGCCAGAACGCAUGGACGUUGGCAGGUGCGCGGAGGAGAGACUCGGCUCUUGCGGCUAAGGUGUUUGAUGCUUUGUCUGCACCUUUCUAUUCGUUUUAUUCUGUCGUCAGGGGGCUUUUAGGUCCGCUCUUUCUGUAUAAAAUGGGGGCGUUCUAUGCGAGUGGCGGGGCUGAAGGUGUGAUUCCAAAGUGGGUUUGGGUUUCUUGGCUGGUGGUGGUUUCAAUUGCCAUUGGUGUUAGCAUUCUGUGGGUGUCCAAUCUUUGGGUUGAGUUCUUCAGGGAAAGAAGCAGAGGUGGACUGGAGAAAAAGUCGAGAUAGUCUUUUCUCUUUGUUCUUCCCGUUGUAAUGAUAAUGUAUUUUAUGGUACACAUCUUAGAGAAGAUAAAAGCUCAGGUCAUUUAUAUUCCUCCCCAGAUGUCUGAAUGAACAGUUUCGGUGAUGAAUUAUGGAUCGUUUUCUUCGGGGGUUUGGGUUGAGGCGUUGAUCGGGGGGUGUUAUAGUCGAAGUGUAUCAAUUAUAGGUUUAUUUUAGUGGCAGGAUAUAAAAGAAAUUCACGAAUAUAUCCAUAAGCAUUUCUCAUGCUUCUGCAGUAUCAAUUCGUGCCUUUCAACUCUGUCUUUAUUA